Planococcus citri (citrus mealybug) is the source of this 40942-nucleotide messenger RNA. It is a transcript of the gene dpy, whose product is annotated as dumpy. Gene Ontology annotation, cellular component: nucleus. Bases 557 to 39736 code for a protein of 13059 amino acids. The record is from RefSeq and is a predicted model, not a curated record. NCBI's taxonomy places the organism in Eukaryota, Metazoa, Arthropoda, Insecta, Hemiptera, Pseudococcidae. The transcript is spliced from 116 exons. Gene Ontology annotation, molecular function: zinc ion binding; calcium ion binding.
GUAAACGCCAACAUUUUCACCAAUAGCCGAGACUACACGGUACAUAUGACGUCGCUGGCAAGCCGGUUUCGCCCCGGUGCAUUCUCUUUCAAGUUAAAGGUACCGAGACUGGAUCUUAUAGGUAAUGCUGAGGACAGUUGCGCGAAACAAUUCGAACCGCUUUAAGGUACCGAUCAACGUUAGUUUUUAUAUUUUACACACGAAUAUUUUUACGAUACCUAUACAAUUCGGUUCCGAUUUUUAAAUAUUUCUCUUCAUUUUUUUUCGGGUAUUUAUUUUUGGUAUCUUAUUUUUGUAUGUAGUUCGAGAAUAAUAUAUCUACGUAUAUUUUAGUUCGGUUAUUUUUCCAUCUACUUAUCAGUGCGGUUUAAUUUUCGCUGCGAGUUCGAUUUUCUCGAUUUGUUAUUCUGUUUUGUUGUUCGAGUUCGCGAAAUUUUUUUUCUUCUUUUCGAGAGUUUAAUAUUUCGUGUCGUUUUUUUUUUCGAAAAUGUUGUGAAUUAUUUCCACGAAUAUUUUUUACAGAAGACGAUGACAACUUAGCCGAAAGGAUUUUGCCAUGCAUUUAAAUUCAAUGAUGAAAAUAGUCCUGCCACUGGUGGUAUGGCUUACGGAAUUAAUUACCUGGAUACACUGUACAGGCGGAAUCGGAUUCGGCAUCAAAAGGGAGAUAUUUUUUCUUAAUCUAGAAGACGGGUACUUCGGAUGCCAAGUCAAUCAGUCCACCGAUGUACUCCAGUUAUACGAACUUUCAAAGCUAUGCGACGGCUACCAAGACUGCUUUCAAGGAUCCGAUGAACUUUCCAGGGAACUGAAGUGUACAAAUAACUGCGUAAGUGAAUCGUCGGGUCUGAAAUGUCAGAACGGAGCUUGUUUGGAUUCUCAGUGCCAUUGUAACGACGGAUUCGGAGGCUGCUCAUGCGAAGUACCUGAUGAAAAUGAAUGUAAAUAUCGACCUUGCGACGUUUUCGCUCAUUGCACCAAUACGCUGGGAAGUUUCCACUGCACCUGCUUUCCCGGAUACCACGGAGACGGUUUUCAUUGUCAAGAUAUAAACGAAUGCGAUGAUCCAGCCUUAUCAUCCAGAUGUGUAGCGAAUGCCGAAUGUUGUAAUUUACCAGCGCAUUUUCUCUGCAAAUGUAAACCAGGAUUCGAAGGCGAUGGAGAAGUAGAAUGCAGAGAUAUAAACGAAUGUUUACAACCCAACAUCUGCGGCCAUAACGCUGUCUGCUCAAAUACACCGGGAAAUUACUCGUGUAAUUGUCACGAAGGAUACGAGGGCAAUCCGUACAACGGAUGUUUGGACAUCAACGAGUGCGAGUUGAAUGCCUGCGCCGGUGGAGCUCUCUGUACCAAUUUUCCAGGCGGUUUUCAUUGCGAAUGUCCGCCCGGAUUUACCGGAGAUGCUUACAGGACCGGAUGCCAGGAUGUGAACGAGUGCUUGACCAAUCCUUGCGGGGUGAAUGCGUUAUGCAAGAAUGUACCGGGAAGCUUUCAGUGUGGUUGUCCACCCGGCUACACUGGAGAUCCGUUUCAUCAGUGCACAGAUGUGGACGAAUGCCGUUCAUCGCCGUGUGGUCUUAACGCCCGAUGUAACAAUUUAAACGGCACAUACUCGUGCAGUUGUUUGGAAGGAUUCAGCGGGCAUCCGGAUAAAGCGUGUUACGAUGUGAAUGAGUGCGCCACCGUGCCAAAUUUAUGUGGCAUAAAUGCUAGAUGUCUGAAUACUCCCGGAUCGUUCGUUUGCGUUUGCCCGUCUGGAUUUACCGGAUCGCCUCAAGUUUACUGCGAAAAUGUGAACGAGUGUGCGAAUAAUCCUUGCGGCAAAAAUGCUAUUUGCGCCGAUACCCCGGGCAGUUUUAGUUGUACUUGCAAAGAAGAUUAUACCGGAGACCCUUUCAAAGGAUGUGAAGAUAUCGACGAAUGUGCGGUGCUGGACAAACCAUGCGGAUUGAACGCAGUUUGCGAAAAUACUGAUCCAGGAUUCACGUGCUUAUGUCCGCAAGGAUUCAGUGGUAAACCAGAUCCAAAAGUUGCUUGCGAACAGGUCGACGUCUCGACUCUUUGUAAAGCAAACGCCGAUUGCACGAUGAACGCUGAAUGUAUCGAAGGUCAGUGCUUCUGUAGAACUGGAUUCAAAGCUGAUAAAUCGAUUUGCGUCGAUAUCGACGAAUGCGAGAUCGAGCCUUGCGGCACAUACUCUACUUGCACCAAUACUCCGGGCAGUUUUCAUUGCGGAUGUCAGCCUGGAUUUGUUGGGGCGCCACCAAGAAUGCAAUGCAAAGCUCCUUGCGACGAUGUUAAAUGUAGUCCACACGCGUACUGCAAAGUUGAUGUUCAAGGUGCCUAUUGUAUCUGCGAAGAUGGCUGGACUUUUUCACCUGGCAACGUCUCAGCCGGAUGCGUAGAUAUCAACGAAUGUGAUACAGCUGAUCGUUGUGGGUUAAACGCUGUCUGCCUCAAUACUCCAGGCAGUUACAGCUGCGAAUGUAAACCAGGUUUUAUGGGGGACGCGCAAAAAGAAUGCAUUGAUCUCUGCAACGGAAUCGAAUGUGGACCACACGGAUUCUGCAAGCCAGGAAAGUUAGAAAACCAGGAAAUAGCAGCUUGGUGCCAUUGCGAAGAAGGUUGGGCAUACAUUCCUACCCAGGUCGAAGCUGGUUGCGUAGAAAUAGGAACUCCAUGCUCGACUAAUCCUUGCGGCCAAAAUACUCGCUGCACCGAUUUCGAAGGUGGUCACAACUGCACCUGCUUACCAGGCUGUACCGGAGAUCCUGAGAAAGGCUGUGUCUGCGAAGCUUUUCGAACUGAUUAUUGUAAAAACACCAUUUGUGGCUCGAACGCCUUGUGCAGAUUGCAACAUGGCAAUAAAACGCAAUGCUACUGCCCUCCAGAAUUCCCCGUCGGUGAUCCUAAUGUACACUGUCAACCGAGUAAAUUACCACCCGAUUGUCGUACCUCGGGAUGUGGCAAAGGAGCCCUAUGUACCAAAGGAGAACGAUCUUACGUUUGCAGUUGCCCUCCCGGAACCAGCGGAAAUGCUUUCAAAGAAUGUAUACGAGACUGGGAAUGCUCGGAGGACGCGGACUGUUCGAAUGACAAACUAUGUAUAAACGGGCAUUGUAUAAACGGUUGUACUUUACCUGGGGCAUGCGGUGUUAACGCCUUGUGUCAAACUGUACUCCACAGAAAGCAUUGCUCUUGUCCGCAAUGCUACAGCGGCGAUCCGUCCACCGAAUGCAGACGUCUUCUGAACUGCGACCCGACGGCUCUUCAGCCCGCCGGCCGCGUCAUCUGCACCGAGAACAAGAACUGCGCCGCGAACGAGGCGUGCGUCGAGCGCGAAUGCAUCGAUCCUUGUCUGACCCCGGCUUUCGCAUCGUGCCAGUUACAGCCGUUGAAAAAAUGCGAAACCAGAGCUCACAAACCGUCUUGUAUCUGUCGAUACGGGUUCUAUUUGGCCGAAUCGGGCGAGUUGACUUGCGCUCCCGAACAAAUGGAGUGUCUGACGGAUGAAGAAUGUGCCAAAAGUUUAAUCUGCUCCAAAGGCAAAUGCCAUAAUCCGUGCAAUGUUAAUGGCGGAUCGCCUUGCGAAGGCAACAAGACCUGCGCUGUGAUCAACCAUAAGCCUGUAUGCCUUUGCAUGGACGAUUGCAAUCCGUCGGCGUCUGUAUGUCUGCGAGAUGCUGGAUGCGAAUCGCAUCAGAUAUGUCGUAAUUACGAAUGCAUCGAUCCUUGCGUUAAUAUUACAUGCCCGAGGGAUACGUAUUGUUUUGUCCAAGAUCACGUGCCUGUUUGUAAAUAUUGCGACGAAGGCUCAAGAUAUCUGGCUAAUCAAGGCUGCGUACGAAUAAUCGGUUGCGUCAACGAUAAAGAUUGCCCCGGCGAGUUAUCCUGUAUCCAGACAGAAUGCCAGAAUCCGUGCCUGUACAGCAAUCCUUGCAAUCACGGAGAUAUUUGCCAAGUCGAGAAUCACCGAGCCAUCUGUGUAGAGGGCCGAGGAGGUCCUCACCCACCUGUACCGCCGAGUUGCCACGAUUGCCCACCCGGAGUGCCAUGUAAUCCAGAAACGGGAGUUUGCAGCACCGAUAGAGAAAGCGAAACUGUAACAACAUACGACGACGGUAACUUGACCGAAACCGGCGGUCAAAUAUUACCGGGGGACAUUGAGGAAAGUCAGGGUUCUAGAGUUGACCUAGUGACCAGUACGUUCGACUACGCUGACCCUGUCACAUUCACCGCGAAAAUCCUCACAGUCGAAUCGACUACCAACAACGCCGCCGCUGCUGCCAAUCCUCUCCUCACUGAUGAACUGAUCCCGGUGACUAAAUCCACGCCGCAGGAGACGGAUACCGAUACACAUAUAGAGUCCAGCGGCGAUGGCGAUGGUCAACCAGCCGAAGGCGACUCGGAUGCCAUCGAUCGGGGUGUCGAUUCGACGCGUACUUCCUUGGUCACGCCGACUGAACGUGAUCGCUGGAGCGUUUCUAAUAUGGAAACUGAAUUUGAAACGGAAAUCGCUCCUUCCAACGGCGGCAGCAACGUAUCGAUUGCUUCAGAAAUCGAAGAAUACGCCAGAAUUUCGAAUCGCUCGUCGUCCGACGAUAUAUCGUCCAUUACAAAAGCCACUACUACGUCGGAUGACCAAACGACGACUACACAUAUCGUCGUAAAUGGUAGUACCAACGCACCAGGAAACCCUACCAGUGUUUUAGAUGACUCGUCGUCGACGGCGACUGUACCAACGCAAUUACCAGCUGCCAAUGUGUACGUAGACGAGACGACGACGACAUCGACAACAAUUCCAAAUAUUACGCAACCCACAACCGAUAUAGGAGCGGCCACUUCUACAAUAACUGAUUCGAACGAAUCGAAUCCGGUAAUUGAGAAAUUACCAGAGCCGUUCGUGCACGUAGAAAACAACCUCGAACGUGCUAAAAAUGUCAGCUCACAACGUGUGGGUGAUGGAACUGAUGUAACGACCAAAGAUGAGAUUCCGGCCACUACCGAAAUCGAAAAUGAUCGAGAAAUAAAGGGGCCAUCGACAAUCAGCUCCGAUAAUGCGGCCAAAACGGAAGAAAUUGUCCCUGUUGGAGAUACCACUGUCAAGGUUGAAGCUGACUCUUCGGUUGAUGGAAUUGGCAAAGGUCAAGAAGCGUCAAAUGUCGAGAAAGAGAGUACGUUCUCAGAAGGGACAUCAUCUUCCAUUCAAGUUCCUGUCACGGAGGUCACAACUAUCGUCGAGUCGAGUGUACUUGAGAUGAAACCUUCUUCCACAGAAUCCUCUGUAGUAGAAUCUGCAACAAUUCCUGCCAUUGAUGGUGACACAUCCACAGAGUUGCCCAAGACCAAGGAAGCUGAAGGUGAAGAAAAUAAGGGUACUCAGUUCCUAACCACAACAUCUUCCCAAGCGAACCCUGCCAUUGAAACAUCAUCCAAUUCUCUCAAUACAGAAGAACCAUCUGAGAAAUCCACUGAGACCGACCAUUCAUCGACAACUUCACUUUCAACUCCAACAAAUCAAGGUGAAACAAUAUCUGAGGACUUGAAAAAUACCACAUCCGAUGCUGCCAUUGAAGAUGCACUUGCUGACACACCAGAUAAUGCUCCUAGUACAGAAGUAGCACCAACUGAACCUGCAACCUCAAAAUCAACAACCGCCAGUUCUGAUGAAACACCAUCUGAAGACUCAAAACCCACCACAUUGAAUUCUGACACAAUAGGAGUCACUUCAGAGACACCAACUGACACUGCUACCCCAUCACAGAACCUGGAGGAGGCUAAUGGAAGUGCCAGUUACACUGAAAGAGUAGUUGUUGAGGUUCAGACAUCAAAAAGUCAAGAAAGUAAUCUUCUCAAAGAUACAGACACUGAAAAUCCAGUACUCGAAGGCUCAAAUACUUCAGAAAACAGCUCUAAGGAAACACCAGUUGAUACUUCUUCUGGAUCAUCUGAAGAAUCUGUAAACACACCUGAGACUACCACCAAAUCCGAACAAACCGAGCAGGAGACAAUAAAAGAUCAGAAAACAUCUACUUCUGCACCACUGCCAGAACUGGGUGCAACCUCCAGUUCCACAGAGACCGUAUCGUCUUCAGAAGGUAUCACGUUGCCAGUCCAAGAAACAGAAACUAUUUCAUCCUCAGCAUCUGAACCAACUCUGCAACCUACAGUAACCGCAGAAACCAGACCACAGUUAGAGGACGACGUUCCCAUUGACACUGGAACUUUAACACCCGAACAAUCUUCAAAAUCAAAUACAUAUGAAACCACAUCAUCUCCUCAGAAUCCUACUACCAUUGAUGCUCUUUCUGAUACAGCAAAUCUUUCAGAAACUGCCUCGACCACUGCCAGUACAGCUGAACCAGGAGAAACAUCAUCACCUACAUCAUCAUCAACAACAAGCCCGAUUGAAUCUGUUGAAACACCACCUCCUUCAUCAACUAUGCAGUCAGAAUUAGCUGAAAUGUCACCAUCAUCGAAAUCAACGACUACCACAACAGAAUCUGCUGAAUCAUCACCCUUUUCAUCAACCACCACAACAGAAUCUGCUGAAUUAUCAUCCUCUUCAUCAACCACCUCAACACAAUCUGCUGAAGAAUCACCCUCUAGCUCUUCAGAGUCUUCUGAAACAUCCCCGCCUUCAACUAGCCAAUCAGAAGCUGACACAACAUUGUCACCAUCAUCAGCAACUAGCUCAACAGAAUCCGCUGAAUCAUCAUCAAUCUCCAAGUCUGCUGAAACAUCACCACUCUUUUCAUCAACAAUAGAGUACGAUUCUACAGAAUCAUCACCAUCAUCAACAACCACCACAACAGAAUCUGCAGAAACACCACCAUCUAGCUCAUCACCGUCAUCAACGACCACCACUAAAGAAUCUGCAGAAACACCACCAUCUAGCUCGUCAGAAUCAUCUGAAACAUCUCCGCCAGCAACUACCCAAUCAGAAUCUGCAACAACACUACAACCUCCAUCAGAAACAAACUCAUCAGAAUCUGCUACAACAUUACAACCUCCAUCAGAAGCAAGCUCAUCAGAAUCUGCUACAACAUCACCACCCAGCACAUCAGAUUCAACUGAAACUUCACCACCAUCAUCAAUCCCCAAAUCCACCAUAACAGACUCCCCUGACGAUAACAAAUCAGGCACUCUAGACCCUUCCACAACUCAAUCCCCCCUCACAAACUGUACCUCCCCAUACCAACUAAACUGCACAGCAACUUCGAAAGAAAUACGAGUACAAACUACCGGUAACAAGACGACAGUGAUAAUCGUUCGAACUAGACCACUAACAUCUAGCUCGAAUCACAGUUGCACUAGCAAUUUGGACUGUCCAAGAAUGCGGAUAUGUUUAAAUAAUAUUUGCACGCUAAAAAACAACUCACAGCUUGCGAAAUCCGGACUCGGACUGUCGUUGGCCGAAACGUCGGAUUUUCUUCGAGGCUCUAGUCGGAAACAUCAUUGCGAGCUGGACUCACACUGUAACGACACCGAGGUUUGUGUAAAUCACGUGUGUGAAGAUACGUGUCACGUAGCUAAGCAGACACAUUCGUGUGCUCCGACUGCUAAAUGUCACGCGGUCAAACACAGGCCAGUAUGUACAUGUCCGGCUGGAUACCGAGGAAAUCCUAGCGAUGGGUGUUAUUUACCACAACCAUUGUCCUGCCACUCGAAUUUGGAAUGCUCAGUAAACGAAGUUUGCCUCAAAGGCGUCUGUCAGUUACCAUGCUCUAUUCAUAACCCCUGCGCUGAAUAUGCUGUCUGCGUCAACACACACCGAGGUCCUGACUGCAGCUGUCAAGAAGGAUACCAAGGAAACGGAUUCGUAGGCUGUAUUCCAGUCGAUUCAGUCAGAUUAAUUUGCCAAUACAACGAAGACUGUCCGCCUGAAAAAUUAUGCGACAGAUUGAACCGAGUCUGUAUAAAUCCCUGCUUCGAAGACUCUUGCGGCGAGAACGCCGAAUGUGUGCCAAAAAAUCACAAAAUCGAUUGCCGUUGCCCGCAUGGUACCAGUGGCAAUCCAUACAUAUCCUGCACUGCUGUAACCGGUUGCCAGCGAGAUGAAGACUGUGCUUCGAAUGAAGCAUGUAUCCAAGGAAAAUGCGGCAAUCCUUGCCGUUGUGGUCCGAAUGCCAUUUGCGAUGUUCUAUACCAUCGAGCCAGUUGUAAAUGUUUACCAGGGUAUAAUGGAAAUCCCAAUGAAGGAUGUCUGGUACCCCAAAACCCAUGCAAACCGAAUCCAUGCGGUAUGCACGCCGAAUGCGAAUUGGAUAACGGAAACCCAGUCUGUUUCUGCCCAAAAGGAAUGACCGGAAAUCCAUUCAAACAAUGCAUACCAGAAGGCGACGACUGUAGACCAAACCCUUGCGGUCCUAACUCCGGCUGCAAAGUUGUGCGAGGAUCGGCGUUAUGUUUCUGCUUGCCACAAUUCGAAGGAGAUCCACCAAGCAUACCUUGUCAACUACCACAGAAUCCUUGUAAUCCAUCGCCAUGCGGACCCAACACUCAAUGCACAUUGCUCAGCACCGGAUACGCUAAAUGUACUUGUUUGAACGGUUACGUCGAGAGUACGAACACCAUUCGAGGCUGUGUUGAGAAAAAGAACCCGUGUGAUCCGAAUCCUUGCGGUUACGGAGCUAUCUGCGAUCCGAACAGAACACCUUGUUGUUUCUGUCCAGAAAACACUGUUGGAAAUCCUUAUAAACACUGCGAAGAACGAGUUAGAGAUUUAUGCAAGCCUGGACCUUGUGGCCCUAAUGCCGACUGUUACGUUACUGGAAGUACCGAGCAAUGUUUCUGUAAGCAAGGCUUCCAAGGCGAUCCGUAUACAAGCUGUCAACUCAUACCUCAUAAUCCAUGCAAUCCAAAUCCAUGCGGACCAUAUGCCACUUGCACCGUUUCUCACGAUGGACAACCCCUUUGUAACUGCCCUCCUGGAAUAGUACCAGAUUCGAAUGGCGGCUGCACAGGAUUUGAGUGCACUAUUGACGAAGACUGUCCCUUCAACAAGGCUUGCGUUGCUUACAAAUGCCAAGACCCAUGCCCAGGAUCUUGCGGUAUAGGAGCAUCAUGUCGAGUAGAAAAACAUCAUCCAGUAUGCACCUGUAACCAUGGUCUUACUGGAAACCCCUUAACUAGAUGUUACCUCUUAGAAGCUAAACCAGAACCAAAUCCUUGCCAUCCUUAUCCAUGUGGACCAAACACAUACUGUAAAGUAUCUAAUAAACGAGCAGUAUGCACAUGUAUGGAGAACUUCGUAGGAGAUGCUAAGAAAGGAUGCAAACCCGAAUGUGUAUUGAACACCGAUUGUGGCUCCGACCGAGUUUGCAUCAAUUACCAAUGUAAAGAUCCAUGCGGUAUCAAGAGCGUUUGUGGUCUUGGUGCAGUUUGUCUAUGCAGAGAUCACAUGCCAACUUGCAUCUGUCGCGAAGGCUUCACUGGCAAUCCAUUUAUUCAAUGUGUGCCCAAACCUACUUAUCCAUCAUACCCCAACACAACGUUACCAUGUACUCCAUCACCUUGCGACCCAACCAACACAUGCCAUGCUUAUGGCACAGAAGUAGCCAUGUGUGAUCCAUGUACUAGUCCAAAUGGAUACUACAAUCCAUCUUGUCACCCAGAAUGUCUGUAUAAUGCCGACUGUCCCUUCAAUUUGGCUUGCUUGGGACAGAAAUGUCUAGAUCCUUGUGUGGGAGCUUGUGGUAUCAACUCCCAUUGCAUGGUUGUCAAGCAUUCGCCAAUUUGCUCGUGUCCAGAAACACUUACUGGAAAUCCCUACGAACACUGUACAGCAAUCAAAACUCCUCCAGUUGCGGCAGACCACUGUCAUAGAGAUCGUUGUGGUGCCAAUGCCAUAUGCAAAAAUAACUACGGUCACAUAAUUUGCGAAUGUGCUCGAGGAUACUUUGGCAACCCUUACUUGGCCUGCAGACCAGAAUGUGUGAUCAACACUGACUGUCCUCAGACGAAGGCUUGCCUCAACAAUAAAUGUAUAAAUCCAUGCUCUGGAGUCUGCGGAGUCAACGCAGAAUGCCAAGUCAUCAAUCAUCAACCAAUAUGCUAUUGCCCUCAAGGUCAUACAGGCGAUGCAUCACUUAAUUGUUACCCAGAUCGUACUUAUUUACCACCAUUACCACCAGUCAAACCAUCAAACCCAUGUGAUCCUUCACCUUGUGGAGCCAAUAGCAGAUGUCUGAUAUCACCUGAGGGCUAUGCCGUCUGCUCUUGUCUGCCAGGAUAUCGAGGAUCACCACCUUUAUGCAAACCAGAAUGUGUUGUCAGCACUGAAUGUGCUUUGGUUCAAUGCUGUAUCAAUCACAAGUGCUCAGAUCCUUGUCCCGGUACUUGUGGUAUUGGUGCUCAAUGCUUCGUCAUCAACCACAACCCUAUCUGCAGUUGUCCACCUGGACACGUUGGUGAUCCAUUCGUUAUGUGUGUUUUACCACCAGCCAUUGAACAACCUAAAGUUCCAAGCAAUCCUUGCGAUCCGAAUCCCUGCGGCCCCAAUUCCAUUUGCCAAAUCCGAGAAGGUCAUCCAGUAUGCUCUUGCAUCGCUAACUAUUUGGGAAGUCCGCCGUAUUGUCGUCCAGAGUGCGUCUUGAACCAAGAAUGUCCAUUCGACAAAGCCUGUAUUCACGAAAAAUGUCAAAACCCAUGUGCCAAAUCUUGUGGUCUGAAUGCCAAGUGUGAUGUAGUCAAUCACACUCCGUAUUGUACUUGUCUGCCAGGCUACGAAGGAGACGCCUUCAUAAGCUGCUCUCGAAUACCACCAACUGUACAACCACCAGUACCCAAAGACCCAUGUCGUCCUUCGCCUUGCGGAGAGAACGCCCAAUGUUCCUACCAAGAGGACGGUAUCGUUUUAUGUACCUGUAUACCGCCAUAUAUUGGAAACCCGUACUCAGGUUGUCGUCCAGAGUGCGUGAUGAACAGCGACUGUGCACCCAACGCCGCUUGCCUUUCUAGUCACUGCAGAGAUCCCUGCCCGGGAGUCUGUGGAAAUAACGCCGAGUGCACCGUUGUUAAUCAUAUUCCAGUAUGUACAUGUUUCCCAGAUCAUGUAGGAAAUCCAUUCCAAUCAUGCAGAAGGAAACCAAUUGCUCCUCCGCCACCACCGAGGAACCCCUGCGAUCCAUCACCAUGUGGCCCUAACAGCAGAUGUGAAAUUAGUCAUUCACACGCGCUUUGCUCAUGCAACCAGGGCUUCAUCGGAACACCACCGAAUUGUCGACCCGAAUGCGUAACUAGUGCGGAGUGUAGUCCUAGUCUGGCUUGUAUAGCUCAAAAAUGCGCCGAUCCGUGCCCUGGCACUUGCGGAUUGCAUGCAAGAUGCAAUGUCAUCAACCAUAAUCCGAUUUGCAGCUGUCCUCCGAAUACUGUCGGCGAUCCGUUCGUUAGAUGUGUACAAGAGGAACCUCAUCCACCGCCAGUACCGUAUUACCCGUGUCAUCCAUCACCUUGCGGAGCCAAUUCCGAAUGCAAAGAACAAGACGGCCGUCCAGUCUGCUCUUGUCUAGCUGGUAUGCUCGGUACUCCACCGUAUUGCCGGCCGGAAUGUCUAAUUCAUGCCGAUUGCCCGACGAAACUCGCGUGUUUAAAUAAUAAGUGUCGUGAUCCGUGUAUCGGUUCGUGCGGUUUUAACGCGCAGUGUUCGGUCGUCAAUCACCAGCCGAUUUGCUCCUGCCACGAAGGCUACCAAGGAGAUCCAUUUUCCGGAUGUAAUGCCAUCGCACCGAUACCUACCCCGAUACCUGAACCUUGCCAUCCCUCGCCUUGUGGCGCGAACGCCAUUUGCAAAGAAUCCUAUAACGCUGCCUCGUGCACGUGUUAUCCGGGUUAUUUCGGUGAUCCUUAUACGGGCUGUAGGCCGGAAUGCGUUCAAAAUUCCGACUGCGCCUGGGAUCUUGCAUGCGUAAACAAUAAGUGCGUGAAUCCGUGUUCUGGUGCUUGCGGUAUCAAUGCUGAAUGUAAAGUAGUCCAUCAUACGCCAUCUUGCUUCUGUCUGCAAGACUAUACUGGCAAUCCGUUGACUGCAUGUAGAAAGAUCAUACACGAUCCUACAUGUACUGUCGACCUGAUGGUAGCACACCCUUGCAUGCGAUCGCCUUGCGGCCCCUACAGUCAAUGCAGGGCGGUCGACAACCACGCUGUAUGCUCGUGCUUAUCUGGUUACUUUGGUAAGCCGCCCAACUGUCAUCCGGAAUGUAUCAGCAACUCGGAUUGCCCAUUCGAUAAAGCAUGCUUGAAUCAACUCUGCUCCAAUCCCUGCAUAGGGGUUUGUGGUUACAAUGCACGCUGCCACGUCGUCAAUCACAACCCCAUAUGCAGCUGUAACUUGGGCUUUACAGGAGACCCGUUUGUUAGAUGCAUUGAAAUACGAAAACCGGAUAUCCAACCUAUACCGUCGAACCCCUGCGUACCUUCUCCCUGCGGACCCAAUUCUAUAUGUCAGAGUCACGGAGAUGUACCGUCGUGCUCUUGCACGUCAAAUUAUAUCGGUAGACCGCCGAAUUGUCGACCCGAAUGUACGACUAAUUCGGAAUGCGAGGGCCAUCUGGCCUGUCAAAAUGAAAGGUGCAGGGAUCCGUGUAUCGGAUCUUGCGGACCUUACGCCGAAUGCGUUGUCGUACAUCAUACGCCAGUUUGUACCUGCGAGCCAGGUUUUGCUGGCGAUCCGUUCAUACAAUGCUCUAGAGUGCCCGAACCGAUCCCAACCGAAACACCAGAUCCUUGCCAUCCGUCGCCUUGCGGUAGUAACGCAGUCUGCAAAGAACGCAACGGAGCCGGCUCUUGUCAGUGUCUACCCGAAUACUCGGGAGAUCCUUACACCGGCUGCAGACCGGAAUGCGUUCUUAACAGCGAAUGUCCUCAUGAUAAGGCUUGCGUCAACAAUAAAUGUAUAAAUCCGUGUAUCGGAGUAUGCGGUUCUAAUGCCGAAUGUAGGGUCAUCAACCAUGCCCCUUCAUGCAGCUGUGUCAUCGGGUACACAGGAAACCCAUUAGUGGCCUGUCAUCCAACGCCAAAACCACCACCACCGAGACCAGAACGACCGAGAAAUCCGUGCAUUCCUUCGCCAUGUGGACCAUACAGCGAAUGUCGUCAAGUCGACAAUCACGCUGUAUGUUCUUGCCAGAAAAACUACAUCGGUUCGCCUCCGGCGUGCAGACCCGAGUGCAUGGUUAGCUCGGAAUGUGCGCAGAAUAAAGCCUGCAUUAAACAAAAAUGUCAAGAUCCUUGUAUCGGAACGUGCGGCUACAAUGCACGAUGUCAAGUGGUCAGCCAUAACCCGAUAUGUAGUUGUUCGCCUGGGUUCACUGGCGAUCCAUUUGUACGUUGUGUUAAAGAAGAACCUGUAAAAACCGACGAACGUAAUCCAAGCUAUCCCUGCACACCUUCGCCUUGCGGACCAAAUUCGCAAUGUCGCGUUGUAGGCAGCAAUCCUGCAUGCUCGUGCUUAGAGAACUAUAUCGGAAGGCCUCCCAAUUGUCGACCAGAGUGUACCAUAAACGAGGAAUGUCCGCCUCACUUGGCGUGCCAGAAUGAGCGUUGUCGAGACCCCUGUAUAGGUUCUUGUGGCGCCCAUUCUACUUGUGUGACUGUCAAACAUUCUCCACAUUGUAAUUGCGAGAUUGGCUACACUGGCGAUCCGUUCGCCGGUUGCAUACUAAUCGUUGAAGUUCGACCUCCAGAAUCACCUCAAGAUCCCUGCGUACCUUCUCCUUGCGGAGCAAACGCUGUUUGUAAACAAAGAAAUGGAGCAGGUUCUUGCCUUUGCUUACCCGAAUACUACGGCGACCCUUACACCGGUUGCAGACCAGAAUGUGUCACGAAUUCUGACUGUGACCGUAGCAAAGCGUGUUUCAAUAACAAAUGUAAAGACCCUUGCAUCGGUACUUGUGGUCUAAAUGCCGAAUGCCGAGUGAUAAAUCACGCUCCCUCGUGUACAUGUUAUCCCGACUACAUAGGGGAUCCUAUAAACGCAUGCCAUCCUAAGCCUAAGGAAGACCAUACGCCUAGACCAACGAUGCCUUGUGUUCCAUCGCCUUGUGGACCGUAUAGCGAAUGUCGUCAAGUGAAUGAUCACGCUGUAUGCUCUUGUCAAAAGAACUACGUAGGUUCGCCUCCUGCGUGUCGACCCGAGUGUAUGGUUAGCUCAGAGUGUCCGCAAGAUAAGGCUUGCAUAAGGCAGAGAUGUGUGGACCCGUGUCCUGGAACUUGUAGUCCGGAUGCACGUUGUCAAGUCGUCAAUCACAAUGCUAUUUGCAGUUGUUCGCCCGGUUACACUGGCGAUCCUUUCGUUCGGUGUAUAAAAAUACCACAAGAACUUCCACCGCCUGUACCUUCGAAUCCGUGCGUACCGUCUCCUUGCGGACCGUACUCAGAAUGUAGAAUAGUCGGAAACACUCCGGCUUGCUCUUGCCAGCAAGACUACGUCGGACGUCCGCCAAAUUGUCGACCCGAGUGUACUAUAAACGCCGAAUGUCCAGGAACCUUAGCUUGCAUAAACGAACGCUGCAAAGAUCCUUGCCCAGGAUCUUGCGGUAUUCACGCCGUUUGCGCCGUGUCCAAUCACGCUCCUCGGUGUACUUGCGAAAAUGGCUACACCGGGGAUCCGUUUUCCGGAUGUUCUCCAGUACCAAUCGCUAUUCCGACCGAAGCGCCUAAAAAUCCUUGCGUUCCUUCUCCUUGCGGAGCGAAUGCAGUUUGUAAAGAGAGAAAUGGAGCCGGAUCUUGUAUAUGUUUACCUGAAUACUACGGUGAUCCUUAUACUGGCUGCAGACCAGAAUGUGUGACUAAUUCUGAUUGCGAUCCGAACAGAGCGUGUUUGAAUAAUAAAUGCAAAGAUCCGUGUCCCGGAACUUGCGGCCUCUACGCAGAGUGUAGGGUUAUAAAUCACGCUCCAUCGUGCUCUUGCCUGCCAGGCUAUACAGGCGAUCCUAUAAGUGCAUGUCAUCAAAUACAAGAAAUAAAACCAGAAUACGUUAAUCCGUGUACGCCGUCGCCUUGUGGACCAUACAGUGAAUGUAGAGAGAUAAAUGGUCAUGCCGUGUGUUCUUGUCAAAAGAACUACAUUGGAACACCUCCGGCAUGCAGGCCAGAGUGUAUGGUUAGUUCAGAGUGUGCGCAGAAUAAGGCGUGUAUCAAUCAAAAAUGCGUAGAUCCUUGUCCUGGCACUUGCGGACAAAAUGCCAGAUGUCAAGUCGUCAACCAUAAUCCGAUCUGUAGUUGUCCUACUGGCUAUACAGGAGAUCCAUUUGUACGAUGCGUUCUUGAACAACGUACAACGACUGCAAGACCCAGUGGGAACCCUUGCGUUCCUUCGCCUUGCGGACCUUACUCAGACUGCCGGGUUAUAAAUAAUGUACCUGCAUGCUCUUGUCUUACCAAUUACAUCGGGCAACCUCCCAACUGUCGGCCCGAGUGUGUGAUAAAUGCCGAAUGCCCGAGUAAUUUGGCUUGUAAAAACGAAAAAUGUAUAGAUCCUUGUCCCGGAUCAUGCGGCCAUUUAGCCAAAUGCUAUGUAAUUAAUCACAACUCUGUAUGUACAUGCCCUCCCGGAUAUACUGGAAACGCAUUAGUCGAAUGCCACCCUGAACCUAGUACUGAAGCUAAUCCUCCCGAACCCAUCAAUCCUUGCUAUCCAAAUCCUUGCGGAGUCAAUGCCGAAUGUGUCAAUAAAAACGAAGCUGCUGCUUGCCGUUGCAUCACUGGAUACUUUGGUGAUCCUUAUAGUGGUUGUAAACGAGAAUGUGAAACCAAUAACGACUGCCAUUUGUUACUGUCUUGCAUCGGAUACAAAUGCGUCGAUCCUUGCCCAGGCACUUGCGGAUCUGACUCCAUUUGUACCGUUGUCAAUCAUAUUCCAAUUUGUUCGUGUCCACCGGAAUACACUGGUGAUCCAUUCUUCCAAUGUAGACCAAUUCCACUGACACCAAAACCACCAACUCAAGAUCCAUGCUAUCCAUCACCAUGUGGACCAAACAGCCAAUGCAGAGCAGUAAAUCAACAAGCAGUUUGUACAUGCCUGCCAACAUAUGUGGGAAGUCCACCAAACUGCAGGCCAGAGUGUGUGGUUAGCUCAGAAUGUCCUUUGGACAAAGCUUGCAUAAACCAAAAGUGUGCUGAUCCUUGUCCAAACACUUGUGGAUUGUACGCCUUAUGUAACGUUAAAAAUCAUAAUCCAUACUGUUCGUGUCCACCACAAUACACUGGAGAUCCAUUUUCACAAUGUUUACCAAUACCGCCUAGCACACAAGCAACACCAACAGAUGCGCCACCUUCCUGCGUGCCAUCUCCUUGCGGUCCUAACUCGCAAUGUAAAAUCAUCAAUGGUAGUCCUGUGUGUUCGUGUUUGCCAGAUUUUAUAGGAUCACCGCCAUCUUGCAGACCAGAAUGUGUCAUCAGUUCAGAAUGUCCUAGUCAAUUAGCUUGCAUCAACCAGCACUGUAGGGAUCCAUGCCCAGGAUCUUGCGGUGUGAAUGCAAAUUGUUAUGUUCUAAAUCACGUUCCUGUAUGCACAUGUAAUGAUGGUCACACUGGCGAUCCUUUCAAUUUAUGUUCUCCUAUUCCAAUCACUACGCCAGCUCCAAUCAAUCCAUGUAGUCCAUCACCAUGUGGACCUAAUGCAAUUUGCCAUGGCGAUGGAAUUUGCGAAUGUUUACCCGAAUACACCGGCAAUCCUUAUGAAAGUUGUAGACCAGAGUGUGUCAUCAGUAGUGAAUGUCCAAGAGACAAGGCGUGCAUUAGGAACAAGUGUCAAAAUCCAUGCAUUGGCACUUGUGGACAGAAUGCAAAUUGUGAUGUCAUCAAUCACAUCCCAACUUGCUCUUGUCCACCAAACAUGAUUGGAGAUCCAUUCUUCUUGUGCAGACCCAAGCCAGAAGCUCCUCCAGUUCCACUUGACCCCUGCUCACCAUCACCUUGCGGACCAAACAGCAUAUGCCGCAACAACAAUGGCCAAGCUGUAUGCUCCUGUUUACCAAGUUACCAAGGCACUCCACCAUCCUGUAAACCAGAAUGUAUUGUGAGCGAGGAAUGCUCCAGUGUACAGGCUUGCGUCAAUAAAAAAUGUAUCAAUCCUUGCAUUGGAGUAUGCGGCUACGGUGCUCGCUGUGAAGUCAUCAAUCACAGUCCAAUAUGCAGUUGCCGCGAGAGUCAGACUGGUGAUCCAUUCAAAAGUUGUUAUGAUUUACCACCCCAACCAAUACCAGAACCAACACCUCAGAAUCCUUGCGUGCCAUCACCUUGUGGUCCGAAUUCUCACUGCUUACCAAGCAACCACCAACCUACAUGUUCUUGCUUGCAAGGAUUUGUUGGAGCUCCACCAAACUGUCGCCCAGAAUGUGUCAUCAACAGCGAUUGUCCAAGGAACUUGGCUUGCAUCAAUAAUAAAUGCAGAGAUCCAUGCCCAGGAUCGUGUGGAUUGAAUGCUCAAUGCCAAGUCAUCAGUAACACAGUAUCAUGCUCUUGCUUACCAGGCUAUGUUGGAAACCCAUUCGAACAAUGUCAACAACAAAUUACCGAAGAAGAAGAACUCAAUCCGUGUGAACCAUCUCCAUGCGGUGUAAAUGCCAUUUGUAAACAACAAAACGGUGCUGGAUCUUGCUCGUGUAUAGCAGGAUACCAGGGAAAUCCGUAUGAAGGCUGCAGACCAGAAUGUGUUCUCAGUUCUGACUGUCCUUCUGACAAGGCAUGCAUUAGAAACAAAUGUCAGAAUCCAUGUCCUGGCAUUUGCGGAGUGUAUGCUUCUUGCACUGUGAUAAACCAUAUCCCGAAUUGCAAUUGCGAACCAGGAUAUAUUGGAGAUCCAUUCAGUGGCUGCAGACUUAAACCAAUUGAAGCACCUCUACCAUCCGUCAACCCUUGCAAUCCAUCACCAUGUGGUCCAAAUAGUAGAUGUGUGGAACGAAAUGACCAAGCUAUAUGCUCCUGCUUGCCUAAUUACCAAGGAUCGCCUCCAGAUUGCAGACCAGAAUGUGUUGUAAAUUCAGAAUGCCCGACAAAUCGAGCGUGUUACAAAUACAAAUGCACAGAUCCGUGUCCUGGCACUUGCGGCAUAAAUGCGCGUUGCGAGGUCAUUAAACAUCGCCCAAUAUGCAGUUGUCCAGCUGGUUUUACUGGCGAUCCAUUCCAGCGAUGUUACCAAGCACUACCAGAAGUUAAACCUCCGGUGCAACCUAUCAAUCCAUGUGUUCCAUCCCCAUGCGGACCAUAUUCUGAGUGCCAUGUUAUCGGAAGCCAAGCUUCUUGCAGAUGUAGAGAAAACUACAUCGGUGGACCUCCUAAUUGCCGACCAGAAUGCGUUGUCAACACAGAUUGCUCUCCAACUCUAGCUUGCAUUUCUGAGAAAUGUAGAGAUCCGUGCAUAGGAUCAUGUGGUCUAAACGCUGAAUGCCGAGUGCAUAAUCACAUACCAACAUGUACUUGCAUACCACAACAUACUGGAGAUCCAUUCACACAAUGUACUCAGAUAGUCAUAAUCGAACAUCCGCCAACUCCCACAAACCCAUGUAGCCCUUCGCCUUGCGGAGCGAAUGCCAAUUGUAACAAUGGAGUUUGUACUUGUAUUACAAAUUACUUCGGCGAUCCAUACGGUGGUUGUCGACCUGAAUGUACCAUGAAUACAGACUGUUCGCCGAAUAAGGCGUGUAUCAAUUUACGAUGUGUUGAUCCAUGCAUUGGUAUUUGUGGACAAGAUGCUAAAUGCGAUGUCGUUAACCACAUACCAACAUGCUCUUGUCCACCAACAACCUCCGGAGAUGCUUUUGUAGCUUGUCGUCCGAUUGUUCAUGUUGAUAUCGAUCCCUGCAAUCCAUCUCCCUGUGGGCCAAACAGCAUCUGCAGGGUUAUUGAUAACCAUGCUGUAUGUUCUUGCCAACCUGGUCUCAUCGGAGCACCACCAUCUUGCAGACCUGAGUGUGUAACGAGUGCUGAGUGCUCUUUAACACAAGCAUGUCUGAUGCAAAAAUGCAAAGAUCCAUGCCCAGGAACUUGCGGCUUGAAUGCUAAAUGCCAUGUUAUCAAUCAUAAUCCAAUCUGCAGUUGUCCACCAGGAUAUAAUGGAGAUCCAUUCAGACACUGCCAACUGGUACCAGCUCUACCACCAACACCCCCUCAACCAUUGAAUCCGUGUGCUGGCUCGCCAUGUGGUCCAAAUGCCAUUUGCCAAGUGCAUGGCGAUAUUCCAGCUUGCUCGUGUUUGACCAAUUACAUAGGAAGUCCGCCGAACUGCAGACCCGAGUGUACAAUAAAUCCCGAAUGUCCACCAACGUUGGCUUGCAUCAAUCAACGCUGUGCUGAUCCUUGUUCCGGAUCGUGUGGUUUUAAUGCUGUAUGCUCAGUUGUCAAUCAUGCAGCUGUGUGUUCUUGCAUACAAGGCUACACAGGAGAUCCAUUCGCAUCAUGUGCAUUGAUCACAGUCAGUACUGUUGAGCAAGCUCCGCAAGAGAACUUGAACCCUUGUCAACCAUCACCAUGUGGCCACAAUGCAGUAUGCAGAGAACAAAAUGGAGCUGGAUCAUGCACAUGCAUACCUGGGUAUUUUGGUAAUCCUUAUGAAGGAUGCAGGCCUGAAUGUGUCACAAAUGCAGAAUGUUCUCCCAACAAAGCUUGCAUUCAGAAUAAAUGCCAGGAUCCUUGUCCAGGAACCUGCGGAUCUAAUGCAAUAUGCCAUGUAAUCAGUCAUGUACCUACAUGUUCAUGCAUUGAAGGCUACACUGGGGAUGCUACAAGAUACUGUCAUCAAGUGCCAGUUGCUGCUAUUCCUCCAGAAGUAAUAAAUCCAUGUCAUCCAAGUCCUUGUGGACCCAACAGCCAAUGUAAAGAAUUGAAUGGACAAGCUGUUUGUUCAUGUCAACUAACAUAUAUUGGAAGUCCACCUAACUGCAGACCAGAAUGCUUAACCAAUUCAGAAUGUCCUACCCACCUAGCAUGUGUGAAUCAGAAAUGUGCAGAUCCAUGUGUAGAAAUGUGUGGCACUCAUGCAAUAUGUAGAGUUGUUCGACACAGUCCAAUUUGUACAUGUCAACAAGGUUUCACUGGUGAUCCAUUCUCCAGAUGUUACCCCAUACCAGCACCUCCACCAGAAAGUCCUCCAACACCUGUCAAUCCAUGCAUACCAUCACCAUGUGGCCCUUACUCACAAUGUAGGAACAUAGAUGGCAGGCCAUCAUGUACCUGCCAAAGUGAUUAUAUUGGACAACCUCCCAACUGUCGUCCAGAAUGUUUGAUAAAUGCUGAAUGUCCAAGUCAACAUAGUUGUAUCAGACAAAAAUGCAAAGAUCCAUGUCCAGGAUCUUGUGGUCUGAAUGCUAUAUGCCAUGUAAAUAACCAUAUGCCAGUAUGCACCUGCUUUGAUAACUACAUUGGAGAUCCAUUCACUGAAUGCAGACCUAAACCUCCAGAACCUACUCAAGCCAUACCUCUGGACCCUUGUAACCCAUCACCUUGUGGUUCAAAUGCUGAGUGUAGGAAUGGAAUCUGUUAUUGCCAACCAGAAUACCAAGGAGACCCUUACCAGGGAUGCAGGCCAGAAUGUGUGCUCAACAAUGAAUGUCCACGAGAUAAAGCUUGUAUUCGCAAUAAAUGCAAAGAUCCUUGUCCAGGCGUUUGUGGUCAAAAUGCUAUUUGCACAGUAGUUGAACACAUUCCAACAUGUUCUUGCCCACCCAGCUAUUCAGGAAAUUCUUUCAUUCAAUGUGAUAUUGUACAAGCAAUAGAGGAAAUACAUCCAUGUCGGCCAAGUCCAUGUGGACCAAACAGUGAAUGCAGAGAAACUAAUGGGCAUGCUGUGUGCUCAUGUGUGCAAGGCUACAUAGGCACACCACCAUCAUGCAGACCAGAAUGCAAUGUAAAUUCAGACUGUAACUUGAAUGAGGCUUGCAGCAAUCAAAAAUGCAGAAAUCCUUGCAUAGGUGCUUGUGGUGUUGGUGCAAUCUGCAAUGUCAUAAAUCAUUACCCCAAUUGCAAAUGUCCUCCAAAUUAUAUUGGAGAUCCAUUCUCAAGGUGUACACCAAGACCAGAAAGCCCUCCAGAACGACCUCCACAAAAUCCUUGCAUUCCUUCUCCCUGUGGCCCUCAUUCACAAUGUAUUGUUAGAGGAGAAUCUCCAGCUUGCUCAUGUUUGACUGAAUACAUUGGCUCACCACCAAACUGCAGGCCUGAAUGUAUCAGUAACAGUGAAUGUACACCUCAUUUAGCCUGCAUCAACAACAAAUGCAAAGACCCGUGCAUAGGGUCAUGUGGGGAACUUGCAGAAUGUCAUGUCAUCAGUCACACUCCAAGGUGUGCCUGCCCAACAGGAUACACUGGUGAUGCUCUCAUCAGAUGCACUCCAAUCAGCUACUUGCCACCAGCACCUGUGUAUGAAUCACCAUGUGAGCCAUCUCCAUGUGGUCCAAACACCAUAUGUAAAGAACAAAACAGUGCAGGUGCUUGCUAUUGCAUUUCUGAUUACAUUGGAAACCCAUAUGAGGGAUGUCGUCCCGAAUGUGUACUGAACACAGACUGCCCUUCAAACAAAGCCUGCAUCAAUAACAAGUGCCGCGAUCCUUGUCCUGGCAGUUGUGGCUCAAAUGCUAUUUGUCAAGUCAUCUAUCAUGUUCCAAGCUGCACAUGCUUACCUGGAUACACAGGAAAUCCAUUCCAAUACUGCUCAUUGUACAUUAAACCUGAAGCUCCACCACAACCUAGUAACCCAUGUCAACCGUCACCAUGUGGUCCUAACAGCAGAUGCAAAGAGCUCAAUGGACAAGCAAUUUGCUCCUGUUUAGAAUCAUAUUCAGGUACUCCACCAAACUGCAGACCUGAGUGCAUAAGCAGCACAGAAUGUCCAUCAGAUAAAUCCUGUAUUCAACAAAAAUGCAAAGAUCCAUGUCCAAAUACUUGUGGUCAGAAUGCAAAUUGUAUUGUCAGUCACCACAGUCCUAUAUGCUCUUGUAGAUCAGGAUUCACUGGAGAUCCAUUCACUAGAUGUUACCCUAUUCCUCCACCUCAAGCACCUCCAGAACAGAGACCACCUCAAAAUCCUUGCAUACCUUCUCCAUGCGGACCAUAUUCUCAAUGCAGAGAUAUCAGUGGAGUACCUUCAUGCUCUUGCCUAGAAACAUACACUGGUGUCCCACCACACUGUAGACCUGAGUGCACAAUCAACUCUGAAUGUCCCACCAACCAAGCAUGCAUCAAUCAGAAAUGUAGAGAUCCUUGUCCAGGUUCCUGUGGUGUGUAUGCUGAAUGCCAUGUGUAUAACCACAUACCAGUGUGUACAUGUGAGCAAGGUUAUACUGGUGAUGCAUUCACAAGUUGUCAACCAAUACCUAAACCAAUAGUUCAUCCAAUUGAAACAGACCCAUGCGAUCCUUCACCAUGUGGUCCGAAUGCUCAAUGUAGAAAUGGAGUCUGUACAUGUUUGGCUGAAUAUCAAGGAGACCCUUACACAGGCUGCAAACCAGAAUGUGUGAUGAAUAACGAAUGUCCAAAUCAUCUUGCAUGCAUCAGAAAUAAAUGCAAAGAUCCAUGUCCUGGAACAUGUGGCCAAGAUGCAAUCUGCAGUGUCUAUAGUCACAUACCAAUUUGCAGUUGUCCUGUUGGAAUGUCUGGGGAUGCAUUUGUGCAAUGCAGACCAUUUGAAGCUCCUGUUGAAGUUCAUCCUUGUCAACCCUCACCAUGCGGUCCAAAUAGUCAAUGCAGAGAGUAUAAUGGUCAAGCAGUGUGCUCUUGCCUAACUGGAUACAUUGGUAGCCCUCCAACAUGUCAUCCAGAAUGCAUAGUAGAUUCUGACUGCAACAUGAAUGAAGCAUGUUCAAAUCAAAAAUGUAGAAAUCCAUGCAUAGGAGUUUGUGGUAUUGGAGCAAGAUGCAAUGUAAUCAAUCACAGACCUAUCUGUACCUGUUCCCCAGGGUUGACUGGUGAUCCAUUCACAAGAUGCCAUGAAAUACCUCAACUCCCUCCAGAACCAGUGAACCCAUGUGUCCCAUCACCAUGUGGGCCAAAUGCUCAAUGCCAAGUUAAAGGAGAUGUUCCAUCAUGUUCCUGCCUGCCUAGUUACAUUGGAUCACCUCCCAACUGCCACCCUGAAUGCAUCAGUAACAGUGAAUGUCCUAGCCAUUUGGCAUGUAUGAACCAGAAAUGCAAAGAUCCUUGCCCAGGAGCUUGCGCUCCAAAUGCUGUAUGUUCAGUUGUUAGCCACACACCUACUUGUAAUUGCCAAAUAGGAUACACUGGAAAUCCAUUUUCAUACUGCUCAGUGCAAGAAUCCCCACCAGUGGAAGUAUCUACUCCUUGUACACCCUCUCCUUGUGGUGCAAAUGCUGUGUGCAGAGAACAAAAUGGCGCAGGGUCUUGCACAUGCUUACCAGAGUAUUAUGGCAAUCCUUAUGAAGGUUGUAGGCCAGAAUGUAUUGUGAACACAGAUUGUGCAUCCAAUAAAGCCUGCACAAACAAUAAAUGUAGGGAUCCAUGUCCUGGUACCUGUGGUCAGAAUGCAGUUUGUCAAGUUGUAUCACACAAUCCAUCCUGUACUUGCAUUCCUGGAUACACAGGAGACCCAUUCAGAUACUGCACACCAGUUCCAAUCCAACAAGAUACCACACCAAGACCAAUUAAUGUAUGCCAGCCAUCGCCAUGCGGACCUAAUAGUCAGUGCCGUGAAAUAAAUGGUCAAGCAGUUUGCUCUUGCUCACCAGAAUACCAAGGCAGUCCACCCAACUGCAGACCUGAGUGUGUAGUAAGCUCAGAGUGUUCUACAAACAAAGCAUGUACCAAUCACAAAUGUGUUGAUCCUUGCCCCGGACCUUGUGGGCUGAACACAAAAUGUCAAACCAUACAUCAUAGUCCAAUAUGUACUUGUGGACCUGGCUAUACUGGUGAUCCCUUCUCAAGGUGUUAUCCAAUACCAGCACCAGUAAUUCCACAAGCUAUUGAACCAACACGUAACCCAUGCAUACCUUCUCCUUGUGGUCCUAAUUCACAAUGCCGAGAUAUUGGAGGCAUCCCAUCAUGUUCUUGCUCACCCAAUUACUUGGGAUCACCACCACAAUGUAAACCAGAAUGUGUUAUCAACUCAGAAUGCAGCAGCAAUUUGGCUUGCAUAAACCAGAAAUGCAAAGAUCCAUGUCCAGGAUCUUGUGGCUUCAACACAAUUUGCAAUGUACACAACCAUAUCCCCACAUGUAACUGUGAAGAAGGAUACAUUGGUGAUCCAUUCACUAGCUGCAGUCCAAAACCACCACCACCACCAGAACCAGUAGCAACAGAUCCAUGUGAUCCUUCACCUUGUGGUCCCAACACUCACUGUAAUGAUGGUGUAUGCACUUGUAUUGCUGAAUACCAAGGUGAUCCCUAUCAUGGAUGCCGUCCUGAAUGUACAAUGAACAAUGAAUGUCCACCACAAUUGGCAUGUAUAAGAAAUAAAUGCAAAGAUCCAUGCAUUGGGCUUUGUGGUCAGGCUGCCAUUUGUCAAGUGUUCAAUCACAUACCAUCAUGCAGCUGCCCAGCUGGAAUGAAUGGAAAUGCAUUUAUUCAAUGCCAACCAUAUGCAAUUGAACAUAAGAAUCCUUGCAGCCCAUCACCAUGUGGACCUAAUAGUAGAUGUCGCGAGUAUAAUGGUCAGGCUGUUUGUUCAUGCAUUGAAGGCUACAUUGGAUCACCACCCACUUGUAGACCUGAAUGCACUGUCAGUUCAGACUGCCCAUUGAAUGAAGCUUGCUAUAAUCAGAAAUGUCGGGAUCCUUGUCCUGGGACUUGUGGUUUGAAUGCCAGAUGUCAGGUCAUCAACCACAAUCCAAUUUGUAGUUGUACAAAUGGAUAUACUGGUGAUGCAUUCAUCAGAUGUACACCUAUACCUGCUGCUCCAAUAGAAGUUGUUAACCAAAACCCUUGUGUCCCAUCACCUUGUGGACCAAACGCAAUUUGUCAAGUGAAAGGUGAAAUACCAUCAUGCUCCUGUUUACCAGACUUCAUUGGGUCCCCACCAAAUUGCCAUCCAGAAUGUGUGGUCAAUGAUGACUGCUCAAGCAACUUGGCAUGUAUCAACAGAAAAUGUAGAAAUCCAUGUCCUGGGUCAUGUGCUUCAAAUGCCAUAUGCACUGUGGUCAGUCACACACCAAGAUGUUCUUGUCCUCCAGGGUAUUCUGGAAAUCCUGCAUUCCAAUGUAUUCUCAUGGAAGAAACCAGACCUCCAGAACCAGUAACGCCAUGCAUACCUUCACCUUGUGGAGUAAAUGCCAUUUGCAGAGAACAAAAUGGUGCCGGAGCAUGUACUUGCUUGCCAGAAUACUAUGGAAACCCUUAUGAAGGAUGCAGGCCAGAAUGUCUAGUAAAUUCAGAUUGUGUGUCAAACAAGGCUUGCAUGAAUAAUAAGUGUAGAGAUCCAUGCCCUGGCACAUGUGGUCCAAAUGCUGAAUGCCACACAGUAUCUCAUAUUCCAAGUUGUAACUGCUUCAUUGGAUAUACUGGUGAUCCAUUCAAAUACUGUUCACCCAUACCACAACAAAUAGAAAUUCAAAAACCUAGCAACCCUUGCCAGCCUUCUCCAUGUGGUCCAAAUAGCCAAUGUAAGGAGAUUAAUGAUCAAGCUGUAUGUUCAUGUUCACCUACAUACAUUGGCAGUCCACCAAAUUGUCGACCUGAAUGUGUUGUAAAUUCUGAAUGUGCACAAGAUCGUGCAUGUGUCCAUCAGAAAUGCACCAAUCCUUGCAUCAAUGCAUGCGGUCAUAAUACACAAUGUCAAGUUAUUCAUCACAGCCCAAUUUGUUCAUGUAAAUCAGGAUACACAGGAGAUCCUUUCUCAAACUGUUACCCAAUACCAGUGAAACCAGAAGCACCAAUAGAGCAAGUAAAUCCCUGUAUACCAUCACCCUGUGGUCCAUUUUCACAAUGCAGAAAUAUUGGCGGAUAUCCAUCCUGCUCUUGCUUGGAAACCUAUGUAGGAAUACCUCCAAAUUGCAGACCUGAAUGUGUUAUAAACUCAGAUUGCUCCAGUGUGACAGCAUGCAUAAAUGAAAAAUGUCGUGACCCAUGCCCUGGAUCAUGUGGUUUACAUUCAAUUUGUCACAUCUACAAUCAUAUUCCAACAUGUACUUGUGAAGAAGGCUAUAUAGGCGAUCCAUUUGUAAACUGCUACCCAAAACCACCUGAGCCACUACCACCUGUUGCACAAGAUCCUUGUAAUCCAUCACCAUGCGGACCUAAUGCACAAUGUAGAGAUGGCAUAUGCACAUGCAAUUCUGAAUAUCAGGGUAAUCCUUAUGAGGGUUGUCGCCCUGAAUGUGUGAUGAACAAUGAAUGUCCAAACCAAUUGGCCUGUAUCAGGAAUAAAUGCAAAGACCCAUGUCCUGGAACUUGUGGUCAAGAUGCCAUUUGUAAUGUUUACAAUCACAUACCAAUUUGCAACUGCCCUGCAGGAAUGACUGGCGAUGCUUUCAUCCAAUGUAGACCAUAUGAAGCACCAAUAGAGGUACACCCAUGCCACCCCUCACCAUGUGGUCCCAACAGUCAAUGUAGAGAAUACAAUGGUCAAGCUGUUUGUUCAUGCAUUGCUGGAUACCUAGGAACACCUCCAGCAUGCAGACCUGAAUGCACUGUGAACUCUGACUGCAACUCAAAUGAAGCUUGUUCUAAUCAAAAAUGCAGAGAUCCCUGUCCAGGCACUUGUGGCAUAGGUGCCAGAUGCAAUGUGAUCAACCAUAAUCCCAUUUGUAGUUGCCCACCAGGAUAUACUGGAGAUCCCUUCAGCAGAUGUCAAUUUUUGCCACCACCACAAGCAGUUCAACCACAAAACCCAUGCAUUCCCUCUCCAUGUGGUCCAAAUGCUCAAUGUAUUGUCAGAGGAGAAACGCCAUCUUGUUCUUGCCUAUCAGAGUAUAUUGGCACACCCCCAAACUGCAGACCAGAAUGUGUAUCAAAUAGUGAAUGUCCUGGAAACAAGGCUUGUAUCAAUAACAAAUGUGGAAACCCUUGCAUAAAUGCCUGCUCCCCAGAUGCUGAAUGUCAUGUCAUUUCACAUGCACCUAGAUGUUCAUGUCCAGCAGGCUACACUGGAAAUCCACUAGUUCAAUGCACUCCAUAUGUUGAACAAAAACCAGUUGAAAAUCUGUCACCAUGCAUACCCAGUCCAUGUGGCAGUAAUGCAAUAUGUAAAGAACAAAACGGUGCUGGAUCAUGCACAUGCAUACCAGAGUAUUUUGGUAAUCCAUAUGAAGGAUGCCGACCUGAAUGCAUAGUUAGCACAGAUUGUUCUCCUACAAAAGCAUGUCUAAAUAACAAAUGCAUCGACCCAUGCCCUGGAACAUGUGGAUCAAAUGCAAUUUGUCAAGUGGUAUCACACACAGCAAUGUGCACUUGUUUACCUUCAUACACUGGAGAUCCAUUUAGAUACUGCUCACCUAUACCCACACCACCAGAAGCACCAAUAUCAACACAUCCUUGUUAUCCAUCACCAUGUGGACCAAAUAGUCAAUGUAAAGAGAUAAAUGAUCAAGCAGUUUGUUCAUGUUUACCUACAUAUGUUGGAAAUCCACCAUCUUGUCGACCUGAGUGUGUCAGUAGUUCAGAAUGUCCAUCAAACAAAGCAUGUAUUCAACAAAAAUGUGCAGAUCCUUGUCCUGGUUCAUGUGGUCAAAAUACAAAUUGUCAAGUUGCACAUCACAGCCCAAUUUGCACAUGUAAAAGUGGUUAUACAGGAGAUCCUUUCUCAAGAUGUUACCCAAUACCACCACUGCCAGAAGCACCACCUGAACCUGUUCAUGUUAAUCCCUGUAUUCCAUCUCCUUGUGGUCCAUAUUCCCAGUGCAGAAAUGUUAAUAACUUACCAUCAUGUUCCUGCUUACCAACAUAUAUUGGACAGCCACCCAACUGCCAUCCAGAAUGUACCAUCAAUGCUGAAUGUCAAAGUGCACUUGCUUGCAUUAAACAAAAAUGUCAAGAUCCUUGCCCAGGAUCAUGUGGCCUAUAUGCUGAAUGUCAUGUCAACUCCCAUAUUCCCAUUUGUACAUGUCCAGAAGGAUAUACUGGAGACCCAUUCUCACAAUGCACUCCCAAACCACCUGAAAUCCCUCCUCCUGCUGCUGAUCCUUGCAAUCCAUCACCUUGUGGAGCUAAUGCUCAAUGCCAUGAUGGCAUCUGCACAUGCAUGCCAGAAUAUCAAGGCGAUCCAUACCAAGGCUGCCGACCAGAGUGUGUAAUAAAUAGUGAAUGUCCAUCCCACUUGGCUUGCAUUCACAACAAGUGUAAAAAUCCAUGCCAAGACACAUGUGGCAUAGAUGCUGAAUGCAACGUUUACAAUCAUAUACCAAUUUGUAGUUGCCCAAGUGGAAAAACAGGCAGUCCAUUCAUACAAUGUAGACCAGUACCAGUUCCUACUGAAACCCACCCCUGUCAACCAUCACCAUGUGGCCCAAACAGUCAAUGUAAGGAACUAAAUGGACAAGCAGUGUGCUCUUGCAUACAAGGUUAUAUUGGAUCCCCACCAUCUUGCAGACCUGAGUGCAUAGUUAAUUCUGAUUGCAAGUUAACUGAAGCUUGUAGCAAUCAGAAAUGCCGAGAUCCUUGUCCUGGAACAUGCGGCAUUGGUGCCAAAUGUCAAGUUAUCAACCAUAAUCCAAUUUGUAGUUGUCUUCCUGGCUACACUGGUGAUCCAUUCACAAGAUGCCAAUAUAUUCCCGCAGCACCCCCACCAGAACAUGUUAAUCCAUGUGUACCCUCACCAUGUGGACCUAAUGCUCAAUGUCAAGUAAAAGGAGAUGUACCAUCUUGUUCAUGCUACCCAACUUACAUUGGCUCCCCACCACACUGCUACCCAGAAUGUGUGAGCAACAGUGAAUGCCCCAGUCACUUGGCAUGCAUAAAUCAAAAAUGUAAAGAUCCCUGCCCUGGUGCAUGUGCACCCAAUGCAGAAUGUCAUGUUAUUAGUCACACACCAAUGUGUAACUGCCAUCCUGGAUACACAGGAAAUCCAAUGAUCAGCUGUUCAGUGCUAGAAAGCCCACAACCUCUGGAACACACAUCACCUUGCAUCCCAUCACCUUGUGGAUCUAAUGCAGUUUGCAGGGAGCAAAAUGGUGCAGGAUCCUGCACUUGUGUAGCUGAGUACAUUGGUAAUCCAUAUGAAGGAUGUCGACCAGAAUGUGUUGUCAACACUGAUUGCUCUUCGAAUAAAGCCUGCAUUAGAAACAAAUGUGGAGAUCCAUGUCCUGGAACCUGUGGAGUCAAUGCUGAAUGUCAAGUCAUUUCUCAUUCACCUUUAUGCACAUGUUGGCAAGGAUAUACUGGAGAUCCAUUCAGAUAUUGCAGCCCAAUCCCAGUUCAACCAGAUCCUGUUCAACCUGUGAACCCAUGCCACCCUUCACCAUGUGGACCAAACAGUCAAUGCAAGGAAUUCAAUGGUCAAGCAAUAUGCUCAUGUAAACCAACUUAUGUAGGAAGUCCCCCUAAUUGUAGGCCAGAAUGUGUAGUCAAUGCGGAAUGCUCUUACAACCAAGCUUGUGUGAACUAUAAAUGUGUCGACCCAUGUCCUGGAACUUGUGGAGUAAAUGCUGAGUGCAGAGUAAUUCAACACAACCCAAUUUGCUCUUGCAGACCAUCAUUCACUGGUGAUCCAUUUGUCAGAUGUAUUCCUGAACCAAAACCAUUGCCAGAAGCACCACCUGCACCACUCAAUCCAUGUGUACCAAACCCAUGUGGUAUCUAUGCUGUGUGCCAAGAUCAUAAUGGAAUACCAUCAUGCACAUGUUUGCCAGAGUACAUCGGAUCCCCACCAAAUUGCCAUCCUGAAUGUGUUGUGAAUUCUGAUUGUUCUGGAAACCUCGCAUGCAUAAAACAAAAAUGUAAGGAUCCAUGUAUUGGCUCAUGUGGUUUUAAUACACAUUGCGCAGUCAACAACCACAUCCCUAUCUGCACUUGCAUCGAUGGUUACACUGGAGAUGCUUUCACAAACUGUUACCCUAUUCCACCUCCACCAAAACCAAUAGAAACUGAUCCAUGCCAUCCAUCACCUUGUGGAACGAAUGCACAAUGCUCCAAUGGUGUAUGCACUUGUUUACCAGAAUAUCAUGGUGAUCCCUAUUUUGGAUGUCGACCAGAAUGCGUUAUUAAUCAAGAAUGCCCUCCUGACAAAGCUUGUUUGAAAUAUAAAUGUACCAAUCCAUGCACUGGAAUAUGUGGACAGAAUGCACUUUGCGAAGUGACCAAUCAUAUUCCAGUGUGUAUUUGCCCACCAGGAAUGACUGGAAGUCCAUUCAUUGCUUGUCAACCAUAUCAUGAACCUGUCGAAGUACAUCCAUGCAACCCAUCACCUUGUGGACCAAACAGUCAAUGUAGAGAGUACAAUAACCAAGCAGUAUGCUCAUGUAUCUUAGGAUACAUUGGAAGUCCACCAAUGUGCAAACCAGAAUGUGUGGUUAACUCAGACUGUAACUUGAAUGAGGCAUGCAGUAAUCAAAAAUGCAAAGAUCCAUGCCCAGGUACAUGUGGUAUACAAGCAGUUUGUCAUGUAAGAAACCAUAAUCCAAUUUGUAGCUGCAAACCAGGCUACACUGGCGAUCCAUUUACUCGUUGUCAAGUCAUAAUUGAAAGCCCACCUCCACAACCAAGCAAUCCAUGCAUACCUUCACCUUGUGGGCCCUAUUCACAGUGCAUUGUGAAAGGAGAAAUACCAUCAUGCUCCUGUUUACAAGAUUAUAUUGGAUCACCACCACACUGCAGGCCAGAGUGUGUCAGUAAUGGCGAAUGUUCAGAUAACUUGGCUUGUAUAAAUCAAAAAUGUAAAAAUCCAUGCCCAGGAGCUUGUGCUCCCAAUGCUGAAUGUAGAGUAAUAAGCCAUACGCCAAGAUGUAAUUGUAUUUCUGGAUACACUGGAAAUCCAACUAUUCAAUGUGAUAUCAUAAUUGAACAUAGACCCGAGGCACCACCAACACCUUGCACACCCUCGCCAUGUGGAGCAAACGCAAUUUGCCGCGAGCAAAAUGGUGCUGGGUCAUGUACCUGUCAAGCAGAAUAUUAUGGCAAUCCUUAUGAAGGAUGCCGGCCAGAAUGUGUUGUCAACAGUGACUGUCCAUCCCAUAGAGCAUGUGUUAAUAAUAAAUGCCAAGACCCAUGCCCAGGAACAUGUGGAGCAAAUGCUGAGUGUAAUGUUGUAUCACAUGUACCAAUAUGUACAUGCUGGCCUAGUUACACAGGAAAUCCACAGGCAUAUUGUGCUCCAAUAAGAGAAGAUAAGCCACCAGUACCAACCAAUCCAUGCCAACCAAGUCCAUGUGGUCCAAACAGCCAAUGCAAAGAAAUCAAUGGUCAGGCAAUAUGCUCAUGCAUACCACAAUACUUUGGAAGCCCACCAAGCUGUCGACCAGAAUGUGUGGUCAAUGCAGAAUGUCAGUCUCACUUGAGCUGCAUAAAACAGAAAUGUGAAAAUCCAUGUAUUGGAAUGUGUGGACAAAAUGCUGAAUGUCGAGUGGUGAAUCACAGUCCUAUAUGUUCUUGUAGAAUACGCUAUACCGGAAAUCCAUUUGUGGCAUGUAGUCCCAUUCCAGAAGCACCACCACCACCUCCGGAAAUACCUAGAGAUCCAUGUGUACCUUCACCUUGUGGGCCAUUUUCAACAUGUAGAGAUGUCUAUGGGUCCGCUGUAUGUUCAUGCAUACCAGAAUAUACAGGCUCACCACCUAACUGUCACCCAGAAUGCAUAAAUAGCUAUGAAUGUCCCAGCAAUAAAGCUUGUAUCAAGGAGAAAUGCAGGGAUCCGUGUCCUGGAUCUUGUGGGGCAGGUGCAAUAUGCAAUGUGCAUGAUCACAUACCAGUAUGCACAUGUCCACCUGGAUACACUGGAGAUCCAUUUACAUACUGCAGUCCAGCUCCACCACCUCCUCCUGCCCCAGUAGAGCAGGAUCCAUGCUCUCCAAAUCCUUGUGGGCCAAACGCCAACUGCAAAGAUGGUAUAUGCACCUGCAUACCAGAGUAUCAUGGCGAUCCAUUCGUUGGUUGCAGACCUCAAUGUACAUUAAAUGAUGAAUGUGCAUCAAACAAAGCAUGUGUCAGGUAUAAAUGUGUUGAUCCUUGCCCUGGCUCUUGUGGCACAGGCGCCAUAUGCAACGUGUACAACCAUGUUCCAGUUUGCACUUGUCCACAAGGCAUGACUGGAAAUCCUUUCUCCUACUGUCGGCCUUAUGAAGAACCACCAAAAACCAAUCCAUGUGUACCAUCACCAUGUGGUCCAAACAGUCACUGCAGAGAACAUAAUUCACAAGCAAUCUGCUCAUGUCAACCUUCUUUUGUUGGUUCUCCUCCUCAAUGUCGUCCUGAAUGUAUCACCAAUUCAGAAUGUCCUCAAAAUGAAGCUUGCAUCAAUCAACAUUGUCAAGAUCCCUGUCCAGGAACCUGUGGUCUGUGGGCACGUUGUGUGGUCAAUCACCACAGCCCCAUCUGCUCAUGUCCCCCAUCAUACACAGGAAAUCCAUUUAUAAGAUGUGAUCGUAUACCAGUUGAAUCAGCACCUCCUACACCCCCAGUCAACCCCUGCAUACCUUCACCAUGUGGAGUUUAUGCAGAAUGUAGGGUGCAGAAUGAACAAGCAGUCUGCACUUGUUUACAAGGUUAUGGAGGAAAACCACCGCACUGCAGACCAGAAUGUAUCAGUAACACUGAAUGUGCAAGUCACUUGGCUUGUAUCAAUAUGAAAUGUAAAGAUCCUUGUAUAGGUUCAUGUGGUGAACACUCUGUUUGCCAUGUAACUAAUCAUAUUCCCAACUGCUACUGUGAUACUGGGUUCACUGGUAAUCCAUUCACACUAUGUUCUCCUAUCCAACAACAACCUCCAACACCAAUUGCACCUGUUGAUCCAUGUUAUCCAUCUCCUUGCGGACCAAAUGCAAGAUGCCGCACAGAAAAUGGAUUUGCCAUAUGCGAAUGUUUACCAGAAUACCAGGGUAAUCCAUAUGAAAACUGCAGGCCAGAAUGUUUGAUCAGUUCAGAUUGUGCAAUGAACAAGGCUUGCAUAAGAAAUAAAUGCCAAGACCCAUGCCCUGGCACAUGUGGAUUAUCAGCCAUUUGCUCAGUUUCUAAUCACAUACCAAUUUGUUAUUGCCCAGAAGGCACUACUGGAGAUGCAUUUAGAAUCUGUGAGCCUAUUCCAAGAGUUCCUAUAGUACCAUCAAAUCCAUGCUAUCCAUCUCCCUGUGGACCCAACACCAAUUGCAGAGUUUCCAAUAAUGUUGCUGUAUGUGAAUGCAUUCCUGGAUUUGAAGGAUCGCCUACUUCAAGUGGCUGUCAUCCUGAAUGUGUCAUUAAUGCAGACUGCCCAAGAAACAGAGCUUGUAUAAACAACAAGUGUGUUGAUCCUUGCCCAGGAGUGUGUGGCUACAAAGCAGUAUGCCAAACACUAAAUCAUAGCCCAGUUUGCUCAUGUCCUCCUCCAUUAGUUGGCGAUCCAUUCAGUGAAUGUAAAGAGGCACCAGCUGCCCCAGUAGAUCCAUGCAAUCCUUCUCCAUGCGGCCGCAAUGGUCAAUGUAGAGUAGUUGGAGGAGUUGCAUCAUGCACAUAUCCUGAAUGUAUCAUCAAUCAAGACUGUCCCAGAGACAAAGCUUGCUUUGGACAAAAAUGCAAAGACCCUUGUGUAGGUGCUUGCGGCAUAAACGCCAUAUGCCAAGUAGUAAAUCAUGACGCCGCUUGCUCUUGCCCACCUGGAUACUAUGGUGAGCCAAGAUUACAAUGCCGACAAGAAACUGCACCAGAACCAAAACCAGAAUGCGUCAGCAAUAGUGAAUGUUCAAAUAAUAAGGCUUGCAUCAAUCAUGCUUGCCGAGAUCCGUGUGCUGAAAGCGCAAAUGUAUGUGCUGUCAAUGCAGAAUGUAGAGUACAACAACACAGGCCAUAUUGUUUCUGCAGAGAUGGGCUUACAGGAAACCCUCAAAGUUACUGUUAUGAAAUUGGCUGCCGCUCGGACAUAGAUUGUCUUCCCACUCAAGCAUGUGUCAAUAGAGAAUGUACAGAUCCUUGCGCAUACACCCAAUGUGGCGUCAAUGCAUUAUGUCGUGUCGAUAACAAUCACAAAGGCCGGUGCCACUGUCCGGAAACAUAUUUCGGAAAUCCUCUAGUCAGUUGCGAACGACCUCAAUGCACUUCUGAUCCUGACUGCCCAGGUGAUCUGGCCUGUAUCAAUCAAAAAUGCCAGAAUCCGUGUAACUGCGCUCCUUCGGCACUUUGCACAGUUGUUGGUCACAAACCCAACUGCAGAUGUCCACCAGGGUACACUGGAAACCCUUACACAUCUUGUACUAUAGCUCCCAUAGAAACGCCAGUAGAAUGUAAAAUGGACGCCGAUUGUUCCAGUAAAUUGGCAUGUUUCAGUGGCAUGUGCAAAAAUCCAUGUCUUGAAACAAAACCUUGCGGAGCUAAUGCUGAAUGUUCUGUUGUGGACACCCUACCACUCAGAACAAUGACAUGUUUAUGUUUACCUGGUUAUGUUGGAGAUGCUGAUGUGCAAUGUAGGAAAGAUCAACAAAGACUUCCUGGCUGUGAAAGUAACGACGAAUGUCCAUUAUCGGAUAUCUGUAUCAAUAGGCAAUGCAACAACCCAUGCACAAUUCGCAAUCCAUGUGCUCCUAAUGCAAACUGUUUGGCUAACAACCACAAAGCAACAUGUAGAUGUCCUGAAGGACUUGUAGGAGAUCCUUUCACCAACUGCUACAAAGUGCCUCCAGCAUUACCAGAGUGUACAACCGACUCGGAUUGUCCAAGCACCAGAGCGUGCAUAAAUGAAAAAUGUCAAGAACCAUGCGCAAUUUCCAAUCCUUGUGGUAUUUUUGCCGAAUGUAAUACACUUCAACAUCGUCCUGUGUGCAACUGCCCUGAUGGUUGGGCUGGUAAUCCACAAGUUCACUGUUACAAACCUGAAUGUAAAUCAGACAGCGACUGUCUGUAUGAUAAAGCAUGCCGAAACAACAACUGCGUUAGCCCUUGCGCUUCAAUAUCUUGCGGCAUUGCUGCCCAAUGUACGGUGCAAGCUCAUGUACCACAAUGUGUUUGCCCAACUGGUACUCAAGGAAAUCCAUUGCUGUCUUGUGUUUCUGUGGGUUGUCAGUACAAUGAAGAUUGUGCUGAUCACGAGGCAUGUGACAGACUGAAUCGUAAAUGCAGACCAGUUUGCGAGUCGGAUACUUGCGCAGUAAAUGCAAUCUGCACUGCUAAAAACCAUCAACCCAUAUGCAACUGUUUACCCAAUACUCAGGGAAAUCCAUACGUUGAAUGCAGUGGCUCGAGACAGACACCGCAGUGUGAAAAAGACUCGGAAUGUCCAUCCAAACUCACUUGCAUUGAUCACAAAUGCCAAGACCCUUGUCGACAAGCAGGUCGAUGCUCACCAGAUAAAGAAUGCAUUGUUCAGGAUACAUAUCCAGUACGAACUGUCAUGUGUGUAUGCCCACCUGAUACAAUUUCUAGCAAUGAUGGUCACUGCAAAGCAAUAGUACCAAUCGAGUGUAAAGCUGAUUCAGAGUGUAAUAAUAUCGAACGAUGUGUCAGAGGCAGCUGCAUAGAGGCUUGCAGAAUCGAUCCUUGCGGUCGAAAUGCAAUCUGUAAUGCAAAUAAUCACUACUCCGUAUGUUCUUGUCCGCCUCAUUAUGUUGGAAACCCACAUGUGGAAUGUACCAGUGUUCCAACCGUUCCAAUACCAUCACCAAUCCCAGAAUGUACAAGGGAUGACGACUGCCCAUUCAAUUUGGGUUGCAAUAAUCAACGUUGUGUCAGUCCUUGCUCAUUGGAUGGUGCUUGUGGACGAGGUUCAUUCUGUCACGUGCAGAAUCAUGAACCAGUAUGUCGCUGUCCACCAGGUUACACUGGAAAUCCAUCAACUGAAUGUAUACCACCAACUGAAACUCAAAUAAUUGGAUGUGUAUCCAACUCCGAAUGUAGUCCUGAAGAAUCUUGUAUCAAUAAGCUGUGUGUAAAUCCAUGUAACUGUGGACCAAAUGCAGACUGUAGAGUGAUAGGUCACUAUCCAAUGUGCUAUUGUAAACCAGGCUACUCGGGUAAUCCUCAGUAUGGCUGCGUGAAAGUCGGAUGCGAAUCGGAUGAUCAAUGUAGUUACGACAAAGUUUGCUACAACGGAGACUGCGUAAAUCCAUGUUUGAUCCACGACCCAUGUGCCAUAACAGCACAAUGUUAUGGUGACAAUCACCGCACCGCUUGCAAAUGUCCACCAGGCUACAAAGGUGAUCCAUUCGUCAAAUGUGAACCAGUCGAAUGCCACAUCGAUGCCGACUGUCCACAAGAUCGUAUGUGUGUUGAGCAGCAAUGCAUCAACCCUUGCACUGACACCAGGAAUCCACCUUGCGCUCCGAACGCCAUCUGUUACGUGAGAAAUCACGCGACAGGAUGUCGUUGUCCGGACUAUUUACCGAUUGGAAACCCGCUCGCAUAUUGCGAACGAGCUCCACCACCCACACCAGCUGAACCAGAAUGUAGAACCGAUGCUAACUGUCCAUCGAAACUCGCUUGUAUCAGAGAACACUGUGUUAAUCCAUGCGUUGCUUUGACACCAUGUACGAGCACAGCUAAAUGCAGUGUCUUAGACAGUGUGCCAGUCAGAACACUCACAUGCACUUGCCCAGAUGGAUGGAUACCGAAUAAAGAAGGCGAAUGUAAACCAGUUGUAGUCAGUAAAACACCAGGUUGCGAUUCCAACGACGAUUGCCCCAGCAAUGAAACUUGUAUCAACAGAGUUUGCAGAAAUCCAUGCAAUUGUGGAUUAAAUUCACAGUGCUUCGUUCAAAACCAUCGACCAAUUUGCUCUUGCAAAGAUGGCUACGAAGGAAAUCCAAAUACGGUCUGUAAACUGAUUGGCUGUCGUCGUGACUCGGAGUGUGAAUCUGGACGAGCUUGCAUCAAUGGAAACUGCAUAAACCCUUGCAUAAUCAAAGACCCAUGUGGGCCAAACGCCGAAUGCUACGUGAUCGGCAGCGCUCCACAAUGCAGAUGCUUAAGCGGCUUCAGAGGAAACCCAUACGAACGUUGUAACGUAGUUGGCUGCCGCAGUAAUAACGAUUGUCCCGAGGACAGAUCUUGUAUCAAUGGCCAAUGUAUCAAUCCAUGCGCUUACGAACAUCCAUGCUCUCCACAAGCCCAAUGCCAAGUCAAAAAUCACAUCGCUUUGUGUCGUUGCCCACCUGGUAUGAUUGGCAACCCAUACACGUAUUGCCAAGAGGAAGAAAGACCCGAAUGUAGAGAAGAUGCCGACUGUCCAGCAUUACUGGCUUGCUUCAACAAGAGAUGCCAGAAUCCAUGCGCAGUUUUAGAACCAUGCCAAAGACCAUCGCAAUGCGAAGUCGUCAAUACUUUACCAAUGAGGACGAUGAUAUGCGUUUGUCCUAGCGGAUACAUCAGCAGUGGAAGUGGAACUUGCAAGACUAUACCAGCGAUCACUGAUGUGGCUUGUACAGCAGACAGUCAAUGCCCGAGUGAUCGUGCUUGCAUCAAUGGAAUCUGUAUUAAUCCGUGUGACUGCGGACCAAAUGCAGAAUGUCAUAUCAAAAACCACAAACCCGUGUGCUCUUGUAUUCCUGGCUACGAAGGAAAUCCAAAUCUCGAAUGUGUGGCUGCUGGCUGUAAGAGCGAUAGUGACUGCUCUGGACAACACAUGUGCCGAAACCACGCCUGUGUACCAGCCUGCGCCCCAGAUGGCACUUCUUGUGGCACAAGCGCAAAUUGCUACGGCAUACAACAUCGUGCAGUUUGUGAAUGUCCACCAGGUUUAGUCGGCAAUCCACAAGUGGCCUGUUCUUUGGUCACUUGUAAAUCAGACAGCGAUUGCCCGAGUGAUAGAUCAUGUAUCAACAAGAAGUGUGUCAAUCCAUGCGCUCAAAGCAAAGAAUGUGUCGAACCAGCCAUCUGUGUGCCUCUUAAUCAUAAAGCAGAUUGCGCUUGCCCACCUGGAUACCUAGGUUCUGUGGCUACUGGCUGUGAAUUACCGAAAUCAGGCUGUCGUUCAGAUUCCGAGUGUCCAUCUCAGCAAGCUUGUAUCAACGACAGAUGUAUCAAUCCUUGCGCAGAAUCUCAACCUUGUGGUACAAACGCCAUUUGCACCACUUUCGAUACAGUUCCUGUGAAAACCAUGAUUUGUGAAUGUCCACCAGGGUACGAGGGCAAUGCUGUGAUAGCCUGCGCUGAAAUACCAAAAUGUCCAGUUGAGAAAGGAUUCAUUCGCGACGAACACGGUAACUGUGUUUGCCCACCUGGUACUGCUUUGAAUGCAUACGAAGAGUGUCGCCAUUGCGUACCCGAGCUCGGUUAUAAGAUCGACGAAUCGGGGCACUGUGUGUGCGCUUUGGAACGUGGUCUCAUUGUCAAUAGUCGAGGCGAAUGUGUUUGUCCACCAGAGCAUGGUUACGAACUCGAUUACUUUGGCAACUGUAUACCAAAACGACCUCCAGGCUGUGAUAGCAACGAUGACUGCCCAGAUCAUCUGUACUGUAUUAAUCGAAGAUGUGAAAACCCUUGCGAAGGCCAAAUCUGUGGCAAGAACGCAUACUGUAAUGCUACAGACCAUCAAGCCAUUUGCACGUGCCCACCAAACCAUCAUGGCAAUCCUGAAGUUGAAUGCGUUCCUACAGCACGAAAGGACGAGUUCCCCAAACCAGAAAUGGUUGUCAGUUGUUUAUCAGACGGUGUCCAGGUCCGAAUGGAACUGACUGAUGCUGGUUUCAAUGGCGUCUUGUACGUCAAAGGACACAGCAAAGAAGAAGAAUGCAGAAGAUUGAUUUCAGUUCCUACAACCAGUCCAUCGAGGACAGAAAUAUUCAAAGUACUGUUCGGAUCUUGUGGACUAAUUCACGUCAAUGGCCAAGCCAGUUUCGUGUUAGUCAUACAAAAGCAUCCAAAAUUAGUCACUUACAAAGCUCAAGCAUAUCACAUAAAAUGUGUCUAUGCCACUACCGAACAAAACGUCACUAUUGGUUUCAAUGUAUCCAUGCUAACGACAGCUGGUACCAUUGCCAAUACAGGACCACCACCGACUUGUAUGAUGAAAAUAGUCACAUCAUCUGGCCAAGAGAUCAGCUCAGCAGAGAUUGGAGAGAAUCUCAUGUUACAAGUUGACGUGCAUCCGACAAGUAUUUAUGGAGGUUUUGCCAGAAGUUGUGUGGCCAAGACCUUAGAUAAUAAUGUCGAGAACGAAUACAUCGUUACCGACGAGAAUGGUUGUGCUACAGACCCUAAUAUUUUCAAAGAAUGGGAGUACAACCCAGAAACCCAAUCAUUGACUGCCGAAUUCAACGCCUUCAAGUUCCCAAGUUCCGAUAACAUCAGAUUCCAGUGCAAUAUCAGAGUUUGUUUCGGACGAUGUCAACCAGUAAACUGCCGAGGCUUCGAUGCCUUCGGAAGACGUAGAAAGAGAGAAAUAUCAAACGGAACCGAUAUCGAUGUCCUCCACGAGGGUCAAUUACGAGAAGAAAUCACAAUCGAAUCGAACGCCAUAUUCACUGUCGAAAGACGCGAAGAAAGACUUGUUAAUCCUACCGAAGAACCACAAACCGCCCCAUCAAACGAUAUUUGCAUUUCUAUCAUCGGACUAAUAGUAGCAUUAAUAAUAACUGCUCUGUUAGCCCUGGUAGCAGUUGCGGUGAGUGUAUCAUGUUGGCUAAUGGCGUACAGAAGACAACCAUCAAUGUCUGGCCCAUUACCUCACCCGACCGAGUUCCCUAACCCGAUCUAUACGAGUUCCCAACCUGUAUCCGAAUCGAAUAGAGAAUACUUGGCGUAAACGAAAUCCUUCGUAUUUUUAAAAUUCGAUACUCAACUAUGUAUUAAGUCUUUUUUUUUGUACUAUUUUUUUUUCUCUAUAAUCGAUCACAACUCGAUACUCGACAUUGCCAUUUGUGAUCGUGUUUAAUUCUUUUUUUUUUGUCCUUUAUUUUCAUAUAAAUAUACGAAAUGAACUUUGAUUACAUAUCAAUACUCGUAUUAAAAAAAUGAGUAUUUCUGUGAUCAGAGGUCUGUCAAAAAAGAUUUUUUUAAAAAAAAACACGUGGAGUUCAACUCUCCGGUAUUUUUUCAUUCUUAGUCAUUAGUUUAUAGACAUAGUUAAUUUUUUUCUUUUUUUUUUUAUUAUUUACUCCACGAAAACGUGAUUCAAAAAACACGUAUUUUAGUGGAUAUUUAAAUUCUUCUCUUCCAACGGUUGAUUAAGUUGUACUUUCGAUGGGUUUCCUUCUCUUUUUUUUUUAUGUAACAAAGUUAUAUUUUUUGGUGGCGGGACAACUACGACGACGACGAAGAGAAAAAUCAAAUUAACUUAUGCCGCUGAAUACUUUUUAUUGUAUAUUGUUGUGUUUUUUUUUUGUUUUGUUUUUUUAUUGCGUGUAAUUAUUAAGUGUGCGUGCGUGAGUUAUUUUUUUUAUAUUAUUUUUUAAUCGAAGCGAUUAUACUCAACCGCUGGAAGAUUUGCAUUUAAAGUCAUUUUUUUUUUGCAGUAGAUUUAGUUAUUGUAACUUGUAUAAUACGAAUGUUUUUUUUCUCAAUUACGAAUUGUUUAACUUAUUAAUCGGUUUUAAUACUUAAUAUCGUAUAAGUAACUGUUUUUUUUUCUUCUUUUUUUCCUAAUGAUGUUUUUUGUAACUUUCUUUUUAUUUUUCUUUUAUUAUUUUUUGAUGUAUAACGUCUGUGAUUUCCUGAGUUUAUUGUGUAAUCGUUAAAAAGUUGAAAAAAACUGCCAAAAAUUGUUUUGCCAAAAGAAACCGUGUGUACGUUGGAUAAGUGUAACACGAUAGUUAAUAAUGUUGUUACGCGACGAAUAUUACAUUUAUGAUUGGUUUUCAUGUUUUUUUGCGCUGCCUUUAUAUGAUUAACAAUAAUACGUUUUUACGAUUAUCAAAAUUCUAAUUUAAUUUUUAAUUAAAACACAAAACGGAAAUCAUUUUGUAUUUUUAAACAUGUAAUGGAAAAUAAAUUUUGUGAUAUAUUUUUCCAA